Molecule: messenger RNA, 1470 nt
Organism: Zingiber officinale
Lineage: Eukaryota; Viridiplantae; Streptophyta; Magnoliopsida; Zingiberales; Zingiberaceae
Product: mitogen-activated protein kinase kinase kinase 17-like
Exons: 1
Coding region: 166-1470 (434 amino acids)
Biological process (GO): protein phosphorylation
Molecular function (GO): ATP binding; protein kinase activity
Source: RefSeq, a predicted model, not a curated record
AAUUGACUCGAUUCCCGUGAUGCAAAGAACGAGGACGAAGCCGCCGUGGACUUUUCCCAAGGAUUUCUAAAGAUCCAAAACUAGACUCGGCUUCCUAAGCCUCGAUAUAUAAAUACCUGCGGACGCCCGGUAAAAGACCUGCGCCUCCGGUUCAAAGAUCGAACGAUGGAGAUCCAUGACUACCGCCGUGGCCCCAUCAUCGGCCGAGGAGCCUCCGCCACGGUCUCCCUCGCCACCUCCGUGCCCUCCGGCCAGUUGUUCGCCGUCAAGUCCUCUGACCUCGCCUUCUCCGGUCCCCUGCAGCGCGAGCAGAGCAUUCUGUCCGCGCUCGACUCGCCUUUUGUCAUCUCCUACUUGGGCUUCGACGUCGCGCUGCCCUCGCCCGGGCUCCGCCCCUGCUUCAACCUCUUCGUGGAGUACGCCCCUGGCGGCUCGCUCUCCGAGGCCAUCAAGAAGCAGGGCGGCCGGCUCGCCGAGCCCUCCAUGCGGUCCUACGCCCGCGACGUCCUCGGCGGACUCGCCUACCUCCACGCAGCCGGCGUCGCCCACUGCGACGUCAAGAGCCAGAACGUGCUGCUCUGCGCCGGCGGCCGCGCCAAGCUAGCCGACUUCGGAUGCGCGCGGCGGAGCAGCGAGACGGAUCGUCGCUUCUCGGGCGGCACGCCCAUGUUCAUGGCUCCAGAGGUGGCGCGCGGGGAGGAGCAAGGGGCGCCGGCCGACGUCUGGGCCCUCGGAUGCACCGUCAUUGAGAUGGCCACGGGGCGGCCGCCGUGGCCGCAGGCUGAGAACCCCGUAAGCGCCCUUCACCGAAUCGCGUUCUCCGAUGACGUGCCAGAGUUCCCCAGUGGGGUGUCGGGAGAUUGCAAGGACUUCCUGAGCAAGUGUCUGACAAGGGACCCGCGCGAGCGGCGGACGGCGGCGCAGCUCCUCCGGCACCCGUUCGUCGCUUCCUGUUCCGAGAUGGAUCAUCCGCCCUCGAAUUCCGAUGCAAAUCUCAACGGUGUUUCUCCUACCAGCGCUCUGGAUCAGGCGUUCUGGGAGUUGCUCUCCAAUGACGACGAGCUGACCGAGCAGUCGCCGGAGGAGGAUCCACUUGUGAGAAUGAAGAGCUUAAUCGGCGGUAACGGUCAUAAUUGGGCAUGGGAUGAGAACUGGGUAACGGUGAGAAGCCACGGCCGAGAAUUGACCUUUCCGACCACUGACCUGAUCACAGAGAACGUCGAGACGACAACAACUCCGGCGACGAUCGCGAGUGAAGAGUACUCGUUGGUCGUCAAUCACAUUGGUGCCGAAUCUGUACAUUCUAAUUUCGACUGCAUCGAUUCAAUUUCAAAUGUUAAAUGUAAAAUAAAUGUUUCAAUUAGUGACAUGGAAAGAAUCAAAAUUGAGUUUUUAAAUCGGUGUUGCGCCCCAAUUAAUUCAAUCGCAGCCAACGGAUUAGAUCUAAACAAUGUAGUGGAAUGUUUUUAA